CUGUCUCCCAGCUAUUGCUAAACAGAGGACGAGUGCUUCCAGGAGAAUCUGCUGCUGGCUAUUACAUACGACAUGGCAGCUAAGAAGAGAAGGAAAGACUUCAUGAACAACAACGCAAAGAUUCCUUAUUUCCACAAAGAGAAAUGGAUUUACGUCCACAAAGGAAGCACUAAAGAGCGUCAUGGUUACUGCACUCUGGGAGAAGCCUUCAACCGGCUGGACUUCUGCAGCGCCAUCAAGGACAACAGGAGGUUCAACUACGUCGUCCGGCUGCUGGAGCUCAUUGCCAAGUCCCAGCUGCCGUCGCUCAGCGGAGUGGCUCAGAAAAAUUACAUGAACAUCCUGGAGAGAGUGGUGCAGAAAGUCCUGGAUGACCAGCAGAAUGUCCGUCCCAUCAAGGAGCUCCUUCAGACCCUGUACGUGUCUCUGUGUGGUCUGGUGCAGGAUAUGGGGAAGUCUGUUCUGGUGGGAAACAUCAACUGUUGGGUCCACCGCAUGGAGAACAUCCUGCAGUGGCAACAACAGCUGGACAACAUUCAGAUCAACAGGCCUGUGUCUAAGGGUAUGACCCUAACAGACCUGCCUGCCAGCCUGCAGCUCAACAUCAUGGAGCGUCUGUCAGAUGGCAGGGACCUGGUCAGUCUGGGACAGGUGACUCCAGACCUGGGACAACUCACUGAGGACAGGCUGCUGUGGAAGAGGCUCUGCCAGUACCACUUCACUGACAGACAGAUCCGUAAGCGUCUGAUGGUGUCAGACAAGGGCCAGUUGGAGUGGAAGAAGAUGUACUUUAAGCUGUGUCGCUGCUACCCUGUCAGAGAGCAAUACAGUGAAACCCUGCACUUCUGUACACACUGCCACAUCCUCUUCUGGAAGGAUACAAACCACCCUUGCACAGCCAACAACACAGAGAGCUGCUGUAAGCCUGUUUCUCCACAAGGCUUUAUCAAUCUCUUCAAGUUCUGAGAGCCACACAGAGCCUGAGUGACUUUUGUACAUACAGAACUGUUUAUAGUGCAAUCGACGGAUUCAAACAGGCCCUUAGUAUGUGUAUAGGGGUGAUGGUGCAUUUGAUUCCUGGUCACCAUGACACUGGGGAGAGGAAGCAGUGGGGAAAUGAUGCAAUCAAA
Messenger RNA from Salmo salar (Atlantic salmon), 1130 nucleotides. The record is from RefSeq and is a predicted model, not a curated record. Lineage: Eukaryota; Metazoa; Chordata; Actinopteri; Salmoniformes; Salmonidae.